Messenger RNA from Botrytis sinoallii, 2553 nucleotides. RefSeq lists its product as uncharacterized. The record is from RefSeq and is a predicted model, not a curated record. Lineage: Eukaryota; Fungi; Ascomycota; Leotiomycetes; Helotiales; Sclerotiniaceae. The coding region runs from base 1 to 2553 and encodes 850 amino acids. The transcript has 12 exons.
AUGGCAAGCCCCCAGGACACCAUUGCUGGUGCGUUCAAGAGGCUCAAAUCUUCAAUCUUCCAACAAGAUGCGCAUAACUUCGCCUCAACAGAGUUAGAAGAUUUGUGGUUGGCUGUUCGCCAGAUCGAUAGCACACAAAGACAACGGCAAUCUGGUCAGAAUCUACGCCGUAUCGAACCUUUCUUGCGAGGUGUUGAAAAGUACUCGAAGAUAGUUGAAACUUUAUGCAAUGGCACACCUUAUUUGUCGUUCAUAUGGGCUCCAAUCAAGCUUAUGCUUCAGAUCGCGAGCCACCAUCGUGAUAUUUUUGAGGCUUUGAUCUCAGCAUAUGUUGACAUUGGUGAAGCCUUACCACGAUUCGACCGAUAUCAAAAGGCAUUUGAUGAUAAUGUCGAAUUUCAGCAAUCCCUUGCUACUUUAUAUGCUAACAUUCUGGAAUUUCAUCAGCGUGCUUACAAAUUUCUUCGACAAAGAGCUUGGCAUGUUAUCUUUCUUUCCUUUUGGAAGGAUUUCGGGAGCCGAUUUGAUUCUAUCAUCAAUUCUUUAAAGAAACAUCGAGACUUUAUCGACAUAGAGGCCGUUUCUUUUGAUAUCGUCGAGUCAAGAGAGUCACGAGUAAAAAUGCAAGACGACAUACAGCUGAGACAGAAGCGAGAGUUAGAAAUGGUCGAAGAGAAUGAAAAGAUUGCGAAAGCUAAUCGUUUGCAACAUGCUAUUGCAUGGUUCACUCUUGAUGGGAAGAAUCAAGAAACCGAGCAUGACAGAAUCUCCAAAAAGCGUCAUGAUAAGACGUGCGAAUGGAUGGCAGGGGAACAGCAAUUUAAGAGUUGGAUGGAGAAUAACACAGAAGAUCCGUGCCUGUGGCUUCAUGGAAAGCCAGGAUCAGGCAAAAGCGUUAUAUGCUCGUACAUAAUCCAAAGAUUGAUAGAGAGGCCUGGAUUGACUACGUGCUAUUAUUAUUGUGACGGUCGCAGCUCUGGCAAUGUUUGCCAGCAGAUCCUAACAACCGUUGCGAUUCAACUUCUUAGGCAGCACCAUGAGAUUUCCACUCUGGUUGCCAAUGAUCCCACAGCUUCUACAAGAAUCGUUAUAGACGGCUUGGAUGAAUGUUCAAAGGAAGAUCAAAAAGUGAUAUUGAAAGAACUCCGCACUAUUUGUAUUGGUCCAGCGCUGCAAUGCAAGGUUUUAUUUUCUAGUCGAAAAAAAGCACACAUUCGCCAAAAGCUUCUCAAACAACCCUACAUCUCUCUAGACAGCCGCCAAGAAGUCAAUCAAGACAUUCGUUCUUACCUGAAAUUCAAAAUAUCCAAACUUGACACUUCCGAUCAGGACUUAUUGGAGAGAAUUGAAAAAACUUUGGUGGAAAAGGCGAAUGGUAUGUUUUUAUGGGCUCGGCUAGUUUUAGACGAGCUCAAAUUUUGCUACAGUGACGGAGCAUUGGAAAGAACAGCUAUGGGCUUACCGAAAGGUUUGAAGGCGGCGUAUGGUCGAAUUCUCGACAGAAUCAUGGAUCCUAGCAACCCCGAGACGGCAAAAUUUAUGGCUAUACGUAUUCUAGAAUGGAUGGCAUGUUCAUAUCGAGUACUUAAAAACUACGAGAUACUUGAUGGAGUUGCACUUGAUCGUUCAAAUUGGACUCUUACGUCUAAAACAAAAAUCGGAAAAAGAGCAUUGGAUCUCUGUCGUCCUCUUAUAGAAGAGGGCCCUGCAAAUACAGUCGAAUUCGUGCAUUUCUCAGCAAAAGAAUAUCUACUUGACGAAGAGUAUCAAGAGAAGCUGCCAUUUCUGUCACGUGAAAGCGCACAUCUCAACAUCUCUUUCUCUUGCGUCGCCAUACUGAAUUCCUGCGAUAAUUUAAUUCCAAGUAACUUCACGGAAGCUCAAAGGGCUGCUGUUGUCGUAAAAGGAUUUCAUGGUCUGCUCACGUAUGCCAUUACGUUCUGGUACAAACAUCUCCUAGAAUAUUUUCAGAAGCAUGCUCAACUCUCCACAGAGCUUCUACAUCAACUGCGAUCUUUAUUACGCUAUAGGAAAGAAACUAUCCCCUUAAAAGACACACUAGAAAAGAUUGGAGCUAUCACCGAAAAUCAGAGUUUGCAAGGCUUAAGUCAUUUUCCUGAAAUCAAAAGUUUGUUGUUAGAUAUUCUUGGGUUCAAAGCCCGGUCGAAGUUGCACUCAGAGGCUGCUUUAGACAAAUCUCCUGAAAAAAUCUCACUGGAAUUAUGUGAAAUGGAUCCAAGUUCUUCGAGAGACUUAUGGCGCCUCAGUCUUCAUAUGCCGAUAAGGUUUGUUACACGAGCUCUCCUAAAUAAACAUAAUCAGAAGUAUCAUUCCCUUACCACGAACGAAGAGUCGCCUAGCCUUGUAGAAAUCCUUGCGCCCAAGACAGAAUUUUUUUAUCCGGAUAGACACUCAGAACCCCGUCUUCCGAAUACAUACCCGUUUGUUGAGAUGGAGCUCAACAAUCCCACCGAUAGAUAUAUGGAUAUUCCUACUGGCUUCGAUACAGAGUUCCGUACUAGGAGGCAAUAUACUGGGUCAAUCUUGGAAUGA